CGAGGAGUUGCAGCGGUGGCCGGAUGCCAAGUGUAAGUGAUCUUUUAUUAAGCAAAAAUGCAUCGAACAACGAGAAUCAAAAUCACGGAGCUAAACCCUCACCUGAUGUGCGUGCUUUGUGGAGGGUACUUCAUUGAUGCCACAACCAUCAUAGAGUGCCUACACUCCUUCUGUAAAACAUGUAUUGUGCGUUAUCUGGAGACCAGCAAGUAUUGCCCUAUCUGUGAUGUCCAAGUUCACAAAACCAGGCCACUCUUGAAUAUAAGGUCAGAUAAAACUCUUCAAGAUAUUGUGUACAAAUUAGUUCCAGGGCUUUUCAAAAAUGAAAUGAAGAGAAGAAGGGAUUUUUAUGCAGCUCAUCCUUCAGCUGAUGCUGCCAAUGGCUCUAAUGAAGAUAGAGGAGAAGUUGCAGAUGAAGAUAAGAGAAUUAUAACUGAUGAUGAGAUAAUAAGCUUAUCCAUUGAAUUCUUUGACCAGAACAGAUUGGAUCGUAAAGUAAACAAAGACAAAGAGAAAUCGAAAGAGGAGGUAAAUGAUAAAAGAUAUUUACGAUGCCCAGCAGCAAUGACCGUGAUGCACUUAAGAAAGUUUCUCAGAAGUAAGAUGGAUAUACCUAAUACCUUCCAGAUUGAUGUCAUGUAUGAAGAGGAGCCCUUAAAGGAUUACUAUACACUGAUGGAUAUUGCCUACAUUUAUACUUGGAGAAGGAACGGACCACUUCCUUUGAAAUACAGAGUUCGACCGACUUGUAAAAGAAUGAAGAUCAGUCACCAGAGAGAUGGACUGACCAAUCCUGGAGAACUGGAAAGUGACUCUGGGAGCGACAAGGCCCACAGCCCCGCAGGAGGGGCUCCCUCCACCUCAUCUUGUUUGCCUAGCCCCAGCACUCCAGUCCAGUCUCCUCAUCCACAGUUUCCUCACAUCUCCAGUACUAUGAAUGGAACCAGCAACAGCCCCAGCGGUAACCACCCAUCUUCCUUUGCCAAUAGACCUCGAAAAUCAUCCGUGAAUGGGUCUUCAGCAACUUCAUCUGGUUGAUACCUGGGAACUGUUAAGGGAAAAAAAUUUUACAGCCCCGAUUUAUAUAGAUAUCUUCAUGCCAUUACAGCUUUAUAGAUGCUAAUACAUGUGAUUAUCGUCCAAUUUGCUUUCUUUUGUAGUGACAUUAAAUUUGGCUAUAAAAGAUGGACUAGAUGUGAUACUCAUGGACGCUAAUUGAUAUGAAAGAUUGUUUCUAUGAAGAAUUGGUUUUGGGGAAGACAGGAUUUUUUUUCUGUGUGUUAGGAAAGAUGUGAAAUGGAUUCUGUAACCAUCGUUUGGAUUUGGAAAUAUUCUGCAGAUAUAAGCAUUGGGCCAUAGUUUGUUAAUCUCAACUAAUGCCUACAUUACAUUCUCCUUAAUUGUUCUUGUUAUUAUGCUGUUUUGUGAACCUGUAGAAACCAAGUGCUUUUUAUCUUGAAAUUCAACAAAACAGAAAGAAUACACAUAGAAUAAUGCAUUCUAUGUAGCCAUGUCACUGUGAAUAACAAUUUCUUGCAUAUUUAGCCAUUUUGAUUUCUAUGUUUCAUUUUUCCUUCUUUGUUGCUGCGUGCAAAACCGAUCAAAGGAAAAGUAAACUUCAGUUUUACAAUCUGUAUACCUGAAAGCGGGUAUUACCGUUUAUUUUACUGACUUGUUUAAAUGAUUCGCUUUUGUAAGAAUCAGAUGGCAUUCUGCUUACUGUACAAUGCCAUAUUGGUAUAUGACAUAACAGGAAACAGUAUUGUAUGAUAUAUUUAUAAAUACUAUAAAGAAAGUAAUUGUGUUUCAUGCACUCAGAAAUGGUUAUUAAAAUUCUCCCAACUGGUUGUUCGACCUUUGCAGAUACCCCAUGUUUCAGCAUUUUUUAUCAGCAUAGACUAUUUUUAAUGUGGAACUAUACCCCUAAAUUCUGUUCCAUUGGGAGCCAUUGACAACACAUUAUAAUACUGAAUUUCCUCCAGUAGUACAUGUUUACUUGUAAAUUUAAUCCUUGCCACAAAGGCAAUGCCUGAUUACAGGAUCUGAAAGAUUAUUCACUUUCCAUUGAUUGUGAUAUGUUUGAUGGGUUUUUAAAUGUACAUUUACCACUAUGAUUCUAAAAUAACUUUUUAAGGAAACCAAGUUGCUGGAAGAAGGCAUUUUAUCUAAAAUAUUUUAAUAAAUGGUAUAGCAGUAAUUUCAAAUUUAAGAAUUGACAGUUGAGAACAUCGAAAUAUGCUUUCUAAUAUCUACAAGUGAACACUAUGCGCUUCUACAAGUUGGUUGUUCUUUUUUUUUUUAAUAGAGUGAGCAUGUUGAGUUUUAAAUACGUAUAACCCCAACAAUUUUCAGUUUGUUGUUUGCCCUGGUCGAACUUCAUGUGUUUUCAUCACCCAUCAGUUAUUUGUAAGGGUGUUUAUUCUCAAUGAAUAUUGUUUCAUGUUUGUACGGGAAAAUUGUAGCUAAACGUUUCAUUGUUCCCUCAGUCUGUAAAAGAAGCACAAUUCUAUUGCUUUGUCUUGCUUAUAGUCAUUAAAUCAUUACUUUUGCAUAUA
Molecule: messenger RNA, 2555 nt
Organism: Echinops telfairi (small Madagascar hedgehog)
Lineage: Eukaryota; Metazoa; Chordata; Mammalia; Afrosoricida; Tenrecidae
Gene: BMI1
Product: BMI1 proto-oncogene, polycomb ring finger
Exons: 10
Coding region: 58-1038 (326 amino acids)
Biological process (GO): negative regulation of transcription by RNA polymerase II
Cellular component (GO): PRC1 complex
Molecular function (GO): promoter-specific chromatin binding
Source: RefSeq, a predicted model, not a curated record